AGUAGCUCUCCAUCGAGCCUGAGCCUGGCUGAUCUCCAGCAGAUCCGACGCUCUCUCUGAGGCAACGACACCAGACAUGGCAGCACCAAUCACCCUCACCCCGCAGUCAGAGCGCAAUCAUCUCCGGCAUUACAGCCCCAGCCCUUGGGGUGAUUUCUUCCUCAACCAUGCCACAUGCACUGACUCCAUCACAGCUCCUGUCAAUGAAGGAGAGGGCACAGAUAAAGGAGGAGGAGGUGAGGAGGAUGAUACUGGAAAUCGCUGCCUCCUCCAACCUGGCUCAGAAGCUGGAGCUCGUUGACACUUUGAUAGGGGUGGACUACCACUACAAGAAGGAGAUUAAUGACCUACUUUGUUCUAUCUAUAAUGACGAGGAUGGAGGUUCCGAUGACCUCUACAUCACCUCAUUGAGGUUCUAUUUGCUUAGGAAGCAUGGAUAUACCAUCUCAGUGUGAUGCUAUAGUAUUUUUAUUGGGAGCAUACCAGGUGCAAACCAACCUCUCAAUGCAAACUAUGCAAACUUCAAUCUGGGCCACCAGAUCAACAUCCAAGGGGGGAACACAGGGCGAGUGAGAGGGGGGAUUUGCAAAAGUGUGAUUACCCAAUCCAAGGCGGACGGUUAAUUGUAAAUUACACAAUCUCUCCAUACUUCUUGGAUGUGGAUCCGGUGGCUCAGAUUUAAGUUUGCACGGUUUGCACGGAGAAGUUGGUUUGCACCUAAU
Messenger RNA from Panicum virgatum (switchgrass), 722 nucleotides. Its product is annotated as (E)-beta-caryophyllene synthase-like. The coding region runs from base 168 to 455 and encodes 95 amino acids. Gene Ontology annotation, molecular function: terpene synthase activity. Lineage: Eukaryota; Viridiplantae; Streptophyta; Magnoliopsida; Poales; Poaceae. The transcript is spliced from 2 exons. The record is from RefSeq and is a predicted model, not a curated record.